AUGGGAUCCUCUAAGCUGGCCCUGCUUCUGGUCUUGGUGUCCUGCGUGGAACGCUGCCUGUCUGCCUCCUGUGUCGUUGACAGCUUCUCAGUCAAAGAGGACUUUGACCCCAAGAGGUAUGCAGGGAAGUGGUACGCGCUGCAGAAGAAAGAUCCAGAGGGCCUGUUCCUGCAGGACAACAUCUCAGCUGAGUACACCAUCGAUGAUGACGGCUCCAUGACUGCCUCCUCCAAGGGACGUGUCACUCUGUUUGGCUUCUGGGUCGUGUGUGCUGACAUGGCUGCCCAGUACUCUGUCCCCGACCCUGCCAACCCCGGGAAGAUGUUCAUGAACUACCAGGGACUGGCCAGCUACCUGUCCAGUGGAGGUGACAACUACUGGGUGAUUGACACAGACUACGACAACUACGCCAUCACCUACGCCUGCCGCACCCUGAACGAUGAUGGCAGCUGCGAAGACGGCUACGCGCUCGUCUUCUCCAGGAACCCCCGUGGCCUGCCUCCCGCCAUCCAGCGCGUUGUGCGUCAGAAACAGGAGGAGAUCUGCAUGGCCGGACAGUUUCAACCUGUCCUGCAGUCUGGAGCCUGCUAA
Molecule: messenger RNA, 591 nt
Organism: Xiphias gladius (swordfish)
Lineage: Eukaryota; Metazoa; Chordata; Actinopteri; Istiophoriformes; Xiphiidae
Gene: rbp4l
Product: retinol binding protein 4, like
Exons: 4
Coding region: 1-591 (196 amino acids)
Molecular function (GO): retinol transmembrane transporter activity; retinoid binding
Source: RefSeq, a predicted model, not a curated record